Molecule: messenger RNA, 195 nt
Organism: Thecamonas trahens ATCC 50062
Lineage: Eukaryota; Apusomonadida; Apusomonadidae
Exons: 2
Coding region: 1-195 (64 amino acids)
Source: RefSeq, a predicted model, not a curated record
AUGGCCGGCCUCUUGGACGGGUUCAACCUCGACAGCCACGCUUAUGUCAACGUGGAUCAGUACCUCUCGGAUCACAACUUCCAGUCGCAGGUCCGGCGCAACCUCGGGUCCAAGAACUCGGAGGAGAUCCUCAAGCGAGUGACCUUCCUGGUCAGCGAGCGGCAGAAGGAGACGCCGAACGCUGCUGCCUCGUGA